CUAUAGAGCUCCCCCUACUGCUUCGGAAUAGAUAUUUGACAACCCUGUCGUAAAAACUCUUUGUCGACUCUCCCCCCUCCCAUCUUCUCCCUCAUGUGCAUUUGUUUUCAAAGAUGCCGGCGAACGCACGGAUCCAUGUCCACUGAGCUAGCCGGAUCCUGGAUGGGGGUGUGUAUGUGUGCAGUGCCGUAAAGCAAUUCAUUACAUCGCGAGACCUGGGGUGCUUCUCAAUAUCCCUCCUCACCUCCAUCCUCCAUCCUAUGACCCGGAAACUGAUCGAGCUCAGCCAUCUUGAAGGACAUCUCAAUUCUAUAAUUGCAGUGAGGAGCUUUGAGCGAGGAUGCACAGGUGUAUCCUAUGCGGAAGUGUUUUAUCGACUAAACAUCCUUCCCUCGCAUCCAACAGGGGGCGGAGCUCAGACGUGAGGAAAGGAAACGAGGAUGCACAAAUAAGCACCCCUGAUAACAGGCUGUUUUUACCACUCACAGGCGUUAAUGACUCGGAAGCUGUUCAGGCUGCACGUAGGCACUGUACUAAUCAAAGAUGGACCCAUUGCCGUACCCUGCAUUUUACAUGUUGUUUACCACCAGAUGUUGCCGCAGGUGUCCAGGUGUAAAUGAAGCGAUAGAUAUCAGGAGUUGUGGAGAUGUAGACUGAGAACUAUAAGCCAAGACUUGGAUCAAGAUGCCAAGACCACGAGAUCAAGACAACAACUCUGAGAUGAGAGAGAGAGAGCUUUGUAAACAUCUGGAGCUAUGGCACCUGCUGUUGGAGGUCCUGUGGGCUACACCCCUCCUGAGGGGGGCUGGGGUUGGGCCGUGGUGGUUGGUGCCUUUGUUUCUAUUGGUUUCUCCUACGCCUUCCCAAAGUCCAUCACUGUGUUCUUCAAGGAAAUUGAAGUGAUCUUUGAUGCCAAUAGCAGUCAAGUGUCCUGGAUCUCUUCCAUUAUGCUUGCUGUCAUGUAUGGAGGAGGUCCUGUCAGCAGUAUCCUGGUCAACAAGUAUGGAAGUCGGCCCGUUAUGAUUUUAGGAGGCUGUCUCUCAGGAGCAGGGCUCGUCGCUGCCUCUUUCUGCAAUACUCUUGAGGGCUUGUACUUCUGUGUCGGUGUUUUAGGAGGUUUGGGACUGGCAUUCAAUCUCAACCCAGCUCUCACAAUGAUCGGAAAAUAUUUCUACAAAAGACGCCCGAUAGCUAAUGGUAUCGCUAUGGCUGGUAGCCCAGUCUUCUUGUCUACUCUGGCUCCUUUAAACACUUGGUUCUUUGAAUAUUUCGGUUGGAGAGGGAGCUUCUUGAUUCUGGGUGGACUUCUGCUCAAUUGUUGUGUAGCUGGAUCACUGAUGAGGCCAAUUGGGCCGAAACCCCAACCUGCUGUUAAAGCUGCUAACAGUAACAACAGAGCUAGAGAGCAAAAGACCAUGAUGGAGAUCAUCAAUGGCUUUAUCGAUCUGACACUCUUCAAGCAUCGUGGCUUCUUGCUUUACCUAUUGGGUAAUGUGGUCAUGUUCUUCGGGCUCUUCACUCCUCUUGUGUACCUCAGUAAUUACGCCAAGAGUAAAGAAAUUCCCAAGGAGAAAGCAGCUUUUCUGCUCUCUGUCCUGGCCUUUGUAGAUAUGGUUGCACGGCCUUCAAUGGGAAUAAUCGCCAACACGAAAUGGGUGAGACCAAGAGUGCAGUACUUCUUCGCCGCAGCUAUUUUCCUUAAUGGUGUGUGCCACCUGCUUGCCCCUCUGUCCACAGACUACUUAGGGUUUGUGAUUUACGCUAUCUUCUUUGGGUUUGCCUAUGGCUGGCUGAGCUCAGUGCUGUUUGAGACUCUCAUGGAUCUCGUAGGGGCUCAACGUUUCUCCAGCGCUGUAGGACUGGUGACGAUUGUGGAAUGUGGGCCAGUGUUACUGGGGCCUCCUUUACUAGGGAAGUUCAAAGACAUCUACCAUGACUACAAGUAUACUUACAUGGCCUGUGGAUUUCUCCUGCUGGUUGGCAGUUUGUUUCUGUUCAUCGGAAUGGGCAUCAACUACAGGCUGCUGCAUAGAGAGGCAAAAGAGGAAUCCAAAAGAGCCAAUCUGCAGGAGGAACCUGGCAAAGUUGAAGAUGCACUGAAAGCACCCAAUAACAAUACUGUAGAGGAUGGUGUGUGACACUGCUGAUUGGUGUGAUUCUGGGUGAUGCUUUCAUUUAUACCUUUAUACACUCUCCACAUUAAAGAUUUACAGUGUAGUUACAGACAUCCAUAUUUGGCCUAUUCAGGUUACUGAGACAGUGAUGCAAACAUUUCAGUGCCUCGCAUAGUGCACACUGCACAGUAAUGCAAAUCAUAUUUUUACAUUUAUUUUUACAAUUUAACUUUAGUUUAAAAUCGUUUGCUUAACAUUUUACAGUAGGACAAUAAUUUUGGCACAUCUAUUUUGGGGUGUUUUAUGUACGCAGUGAGUGAAAGACUAAAUCAGUGAUGAAUAAAAGGAAUUAAUUUAACAAAUGUUGCCUUAACAAAAAAGUCACUGGAGUAAUAAAAAAGCAGUAGAUAUACAAAUAGUGUUUGUUGUUAAGUAUAUGCGCAAAUGAAACAUAGCUUGGUAAAUAUUUUCAGUUUAUGCACUUUGUCGGUAUCCAUCAUAGAGGUAUCCAUGCACACAAUGACUGUUAUUUUGUGUAUUCUUAUGUGUAUGUGCAUAGCCUAGCAAUGUAGUGAUGAAAGAUUGUUAACUUGUUUAAAACUAUUUAAGUCCAACCACUAUUUGUGUAGGCCAUAGCCUGAAAGGUAUAAUUGUUCUUGAAAUGUAAAACAAUUUACUAUCAGAAACAAUGUA
Pimephales promelas (fathead minnow) is the source of this 2807-nucleotide messenger RNA. The record is from RefSeq and is a predicted model, not a curated record. NCBI's taxonomy places the organism in Eukaryota, Metazoa, Chordata, Actinopteri, Cypriniformes, Leuciscidae.